Necator americanus (New World hookworm) is the source of this 1089-nucleotide messenger RNA. RefSeq lists its product as uncharacterized. The coding region runs from base 1 to 1089 and encodes 362 amino acids. Lineage: Eukaryota; Metazoa; Nematoda; Chromadorea; Rhabditida; Ancylostomatidae. The record is from RefSeq and is a predicted model, not a curated record. The transcript has 12 exons.
AUGCGUGUCGUCGUUGGAUUCCUCCUUCUAUGGCUUCGAACUGCAGGUUGCAGUUGGAUCUUUUCCGGAAUUCCCUUACGAGAAUUGGAUGAGGCUCGCGACAUCGGAAGAAAAGCCAAGGUCGAAUUCUUGAACAAAAUUGUUGGUCAAGCGGAUCAUCUGAAGAGUUUCACAGAAAACCCUCAAUACAGCUACAGUCAUGUGGUUUUUUUCCAUCUUUUUCCUCCUAUAUUGAAUGCUGUUUUGUACGACGCCAUCUAUUGCAACGCUCCACCCCUUGCGCCGCCUCCGCUCUGCGGUUCGUCGAAAAUCAAUUCGGACUGCCCCAAUAGGCAGAACUCCUAUUACCUUGAUGGUCUUGAACAGUGCAAUAAUAUUGAUCGAGAAUGGACAGAUCACAUUCAAGAAGAGGCGCUACGGUAUGGCCACGUCGAAAGUGCAGUUUGGCUCGAAAAAGCUGGAAUGAAAGAGUUUACUGCGCUAUUUAUGACGCUUCCACCUUAUCACAUGGAUCGAAUAGCUAAAGCUGCAUGCUCGAAGCACGAGAAGCAACUCACAUGUGGAGCUGAGUACGAAGGAGUCGAAACAACCCGCAAACGAAUUGAGGACUUGAAGAAGAUAGGAAACCAUAAGAUGAUGUUCGAGAAAGAGUGCCGAGAUCUGGGAUUUGUCACUACUGUCUAUCAGUGUGUAGGCAACGAUGUGAACGGUUGGAUCCAGCCAUGUUCAGAGCAAGUGAACAACUACUCCGCAGUACGAGAUAGUGUGAACCAGCGGAUCUCCACAACCUACGAUACUGCUGUUCAGAAAAUCAAAAAUGCAGAAAGCGCUGACACGCAUGAACAUCUUAAAGUAUUCGAGCGGGCGAUGAGCUCAAUAGCUUGGCUAGAAGGAUCAAAGUGUGGACUGUUCAAACAGAUGAGAGUUUGUGUCUUGCGUCAAAUCCUCGAGACUUGUGGUCCCGAAGCUAUGAAGGCGUUCAACACGAGCAUAAGCGUAGGAUAUCUUCGAACUGAACGACGAGAAAGGCUCAACCUGGAUUUUGAGGUGUUCAACUACCCGGUUCAUCCAAACUGUGUUGGUUUGUGA